CCCCGCUUAAUCUGCGGAAAUAAACAACCGGACGCGGAACCGGCACAUCAUGUCUCGUGUCGAUGCCAUCGAUGCCGAGGCUGAUCCUCGCAUCCAGGUCAAGACCGCGACGCUGAAUGGCGUCAAGUACGAAUACUUCUAUGGUGUUCCGCGGUCGGGAAAAUGGAGCCAGACUGUUUUCCUUAUCCAUGGAUGGCCUGACUUGGCCAUGGGAUGGCGCUAUCAGAUUCCCAUGCUGUUGGAGCUGGGAAUGAGGGUCGUGGCGCCGAAUAUGAUGGGGUAUGCUGGCACGGAUGCACCUCCCGUACCGCCAAACCCAAUUAGCAUGUACGGUAUGAAGCGAGCAUCAGAUGAUAUUGCUGCUUUGGCCAAGGAAGUGGGCGCUCCGAAGAUCAUACUAGGUGGUCAUGAUUGGGGAGGUAUGGUUGUCUGGCGAGCCACUGCAUGGUACCCCGACCUCGUAUCCCAUGUCUUUGCAAUCUGCACACCAUACAUGCCGCCCUCGGACAGUUACUUCUCUCUCGAAGAUCUCGUCAAAGGACCUCUUCCCCAAUUCGGCUACCAGAUUCACCUUGCCUCUGGCGAUGUGGAGACGUUUAUCAAGGACGAAAAUUCAAUUAGGCAGUUUUUCAAAGCCAUGUAUGGGGGCAGGGGACCGAACGGUGAGAUUCUGUUCGACCCCCAUAAGGGCUUGAUCGCCGAGCAUCUGGACAAGAUUGGAGACAACAAGCUUCUGAAUGGAAAAAUGUUGGACUACUACGUCAAGCAGUAUAACGUCCAUGGCAUCCAUUCUACCCUUAACUGGUACCGCCAGCGCCGCACAAACUGGGAAGAGGAGCAAGAGCUCCUUGACAAGAAGACGAUUACGCAGCCCGCGCUCUUCAUUCAAGCUUCUGGGGACACCGUCCUCACAGCAGACGUGGCAAAACACAUGGGUACCUUUAUUCCAAGGCUCACCAGGGACGAGGUGGCGACGUCGCAUUGGGCCAUGAUCCAGAAGCCAGACGAGGUGAACGAGAUUAUCCGCCAAUGGCUUACCGCAGAGGGCUUAGUCGACAGCAAGAACAAGCAACAGGAUGGUCGUUUGUAAAAUUAGGAGGAUCCAGAGGAUUCGCUAGCGUGCUGCGUAGCCGGAGAUACACGACCGUGUUCCGCUGCUACUCGAGACUAGAUGGACAAAUGCAAUGUAUGGCUUUUGGGUAGUGGGUGCAGCUACGCACGCUUGCGGGUGCAUCCG
Messenger RNA from Exserohilum turcica Et28A, 1237 nucleotides. RefSeq lists its product as uncharacterized. The coding region runs from base 50 to 1090 and encodes 346 amino acids. Gene Ontology annotation, molecular function: hydrolase activity. The transcript has 7 exons. The record is from RefSeq and is a predicted model, not a curated record. NCBI's taxonomy places the organism in Eukaryota, Fungi, Ascomycota, Dothideomycetes, Pleosporales, Pleosporaceae.